ACUCACUCUAUGAUCACAGGCGCGUCCUCAACUCACGUACGCCAUGCCCAUCGUUUUCUCUUGGAUCAUCCAGAGAUGCUCGCGCGCGGCUUCUGUUGUAUGGAGACCGGGGACUGGGAUGGGAAUUGGCGACCCCGGUUACGUAUCGGUCCGAGGAAUCAUGCGCAGGUUCGCCCCAGACGCCGCACUUGGUUCGAGCUUUCAUCAGCAUCUCGUCUCGUCUCUUUCCACCUCACUUGUUCUUAGUCCUCGCAGCUUACCGCAACAGUUCUCUCCGACUAGCAUUUCAGUGUCCGCGCUCUCGAAGUCUUUCGUUGCAAGCGAUCUAAUAAGCUUGCCCAGUGAUCUCCGUCUUGGCGUGGCGAGAGAGGUUGUUACUUGAGUCUAAGCAACCAGACGCACUUCCACUUCGAAUUUCAUCAUCUAUAUUCUCCCCCGCGAUGGCAGACUCGUUCUCUACGCCCUGGAUCAAGGUUUCUGAACCCCAUCCCCACGUAUACCUCAUUGAAUUGCAGAGUCA
Schizophyllum commune H4-8 is the source of this 520-nucleotide messenger RNA. RefSeq lists its product as uncharacterized. The transcript is spliced from 2 exons. Bases 44 to 382 code for a protein of 112 amino acids. NCBI's taxonomy places the organism in Eukaryota, Fungi, Basidiomycota, Agaricomycetes, Agaricales, Schizophyllaceae. The record is from RefSeq and is a predicted model, not a curated record.